Molecule: messenger RNA, 4309 nt
Organism: Solea senegalensis (Senegalese sole)
Lineage: Eukaryota; Metazoa; Chordata; Actinopteri; Pleuronectiformes; Soleidae
Gene: marchf8
Product: membrane-associated ring finger (C3HC4) 8
Exons: 8
Coding region: 628-2367 (579 amino acids)
Biological process (GO): immune response; antigen processing and presentation of peptide antigen via MHC class II; protein polyubiquitination
Cellular component (GO): late endosome membrane; lysosome; cytoplasm
Molecular function (GO): zinc ion binding; MHC protein binding; ubiquitin protein ligase activity
Source: RefSeq, a predicted model, not a curated record
AAACAGGGGGCUGUGUGUGUGUAUGUCUGUGUGUGUGUGUGUGUGUAGCUGUUGCUAGACAGUCUUAAGUAGGGUUAGAGGAAGGUACUUAAAGGUUAAGCUUUAGUUUGCAGAGCAGAGGGAGUCUAUUUAAAGGACACCACCUCCACCUCAUUAAUGAUUCAACAACAGUUUGCCCCUCCCCCACGCCUCGUCAAGAUCAGCUGGAGGAAGUUGUUGUCCGGCCAAUGGGAUUACAGCACCGGACUGAGUCUGUGUGUGUGUGUGUGCGUGUGUCUGUAGCUGAGAGGGAGAGUCAGCCUGGAUGUGCAGCAGCAGCAGCAGCAGCAGCAGCUAUGCCUCUGUUUGUAUGUGUGUGUGCAUGAAGGGAAUGUAGGGCAGUCGCUUGUUUCUCUCUCCCUCUAUCUUCUCUCCUGUCUGUCUUUGUUUCUGUGUUGCCGUUGCUGCAGUCGCCACGGUGACGGCUGCCUCGGCUCUGCUUUUGCAGAGGGCUCUGUCUCUGUGUCUCACCGUGUGUUGCCUGACAUCAAGGAUUUGCAGAGGGAACAUGUUGCCUCCCUGAGGAACCAUUGUCUGCAUGAGGGUGUGUGUGUGAUUGUGUGUGUGAGGUGGCUACAGGAUCAAGACAUGAAUUCCUGUUGGAAAAUGAAGAUUCAGAAUGAAAAGCCUCUGGGUCAUUCUGCAAGCAGGUCCAGCAAUAUCUCAAAGGCCGGGAGCCCGACAUCCGUCAACGCUCCUUGCAGUUUCUCGAGGACAUCAGUUUCUCCCUCCAGCCAGGACAUCUGCAGUCUCACUCAGGGCUGUCAGAAGCAGACUGCAGUGGUUCUGCUGAAUUCUAGUGGCAAAACAUGUCAGGGUCCAGGUGGUAUUUCGGUGAGCACCCUCUGCACAGAUGCUCUACCAGACUCCAAACACCCCAAACAACGAGACUGGCUCUCUCUGCUCUGGCCCUCCUCGGGCAACAUCCGACCCAAGAGCUCUCUUAGGUUCUCCGUGUCCCUGAACGACGUGGGACAGCGCGUGGACAGUCUCUGUCGCGGCCUGCACUUUAUAGAUCGCACCUGCUCCGAAGGAGAGCUGGAGCUGAAGCCCGACCCUCCACAGCCGCACGACUUGGACCGAAAGGCUCACGCGCCAAACGGCGAGCUGUCUACAGCAUCCACACACCAGCACCCAAAUCCUGCCCUCUCAACUCACCCCCACUUAAUCCCCUCCUUCACCAACAACUACAAAUACAUGUUAGGUAAUGGCAUCCCUCCUGCUGAUUGUUCUCCGUCUGACCCUGCUCUGAUCUCUCCUCCUCCUCCUCCUCCUCCACUUUCCGGCAAUCACCUCCACCCUCAUCCCUCUGCAAAUUUCCUCCGCCUCCUCCUUCCCUUUUCUCGCUCUUCUACCUCGGCCAGCCUGCAGUGCUCUGAGCUGGGCAGCUAUGACUCUCACCUCCACAUCACCAAGUCUGCAAGUGCCCUGCUGGAAGGAAGCGAGUCAGGGUUUCCUCUUGAGGAUGUAGUGGGUGAAGAUGACAUGUUUGAGAGGGACUGGUCCAGUCUUGCUCCAAAGGCAACAGGCCAACUGGCCACGUCAGACGCAGUCACAACGGUUGGCCCACGCUCUGUCCUCGCCCCGCUGUGCUAUAUCGAUGAGGACAGUGACUUGGACUGCUGCCCGUCCCCUUUGUCAGAGAAAACUGGGCAACUGUCCCUCUUUUCGCUCUCUGGGGACUGCUGCAGGAUUUGUCACUGUGAAGGGGACGAGGAGAGUCCCUUGAUCACGCCAUGCCACUGCACGGGGAGCCUGCGCUUCGUCCACCAGGCCUGUCUACAGCAGUGGAUCAAGAGCUCCGACACUCGCUGCUGCGAGCUCUGUAAAUACGAGUUCAUCAUGGAGACCAAACUCAAACCGCUGCGCAAGUGGGAGAAGCUACAGAUGACGGCGAGCGAGAGGAGAAAGAUCAUGUGCUCGGUCACCUUCCACGUCAUCGCCAUCACGUGCGUGGUGUGGUCGCUCUACGUCCUCAUCGACAGAACGGCAGACGAGAUCAGACAAGCCGGAAGAAUCCCAGGGAUCCUGGAGUGGCCGUUCUGGACCAAGUUGGUGGUGGUGGCCAUCGGCUUCACGGGCGGACUGGUGUUCAUGUACGUCCAGUGCAAAGUCUACAUACAUCUAUGGAGGCGACUGAAGGCCUACAACAGAGUCAUAUACGUCCAGAACCGGCCGGAGACGUGUAAAAAGCUGGCGCUGGAGAAGCCGCCGCUCAUGGAGCCGAGUCUGGAGAGCAAGGAGGCUCUGGCCCCCACCCAGUCGGACACAAACUCCUCCCAGUACACAGAGACAGAGGACUACAGUAUGGAGGUGCUCCAUGUCUGACCACACGGUCCACGCCGGUGGUUGUCAUGCGACGCUCACAAACAGGUUCAAGGGACGAUGAGACACUGAUCCCAGACUGAUCCACUGUCCACUUCUGCUCAUCUUGUGUCCCCACAGUUCCAUCCACAGAGUCAGACGGACCACGACUCUCUUCUUCUUACCCAUUAUCCCACUGAUGAGACCUUGUUCCUCCUUCCUUCGUACACACUCUCUUUUUUCCCCAGAAAUGGACUCUACAGUUUCUACUGACUUCUGUAAAUGUCUGGAGAGGCCGUGGAACACACCAGUCUGUGUACACACACACACACACACACACACACACACACACACACACACACACACACACACACACACACACACACACACACACUGGAGGAGCAGGACUGAGAUAAAUGGACUCAUAAGUGGCUCCAAAGGUUUACACAUAUCUGAUGUGUGGUUUCGUUUGCUUGUGGGUUCGUUAGAUUUGUUUGUUUUUACCUCCCGUGAGUCUUGGGCGAACCCUUCGUGGAUCAGUAUGUAGCGCCGCACAUCAGAUCUCUGGAACAUUCCAGCCACUGCCAUCUCUGUCGCUGUGGUCCAUCAACGUCUGCGCUGGUCUGGAUCCGACCAGUUUUAUUAACGCGGACAUGCAUCAAAGCACUUUUAUUUUUUUAGCUUCCUUUCUUUAGCUCCUCUUUUUUUUUUUUUUUUGGUCAUUAAUAUAAAUGAAGUCUUGUAUGUUGUUGUACAUGGAGGAGAGCACACGUAAACAAGCUUGGGAAUGUUUCAUUUCCUGUUUUAUUUGACAUUUAAUUUCUUUGUACGCAACUAUACACGUAUGAAAAACCCUCCCGUGGAUGACAAAAAAGGAAUUAGGGUUGAAAAAUGGAAAGAAAAAAGGCGUUGACUCUCUUACUGUGCAAGGCAGUGCAUUAACAGACCCUAAAUACUCCGAAAAAUAAACCACUAGCAGACAGACAACUGCCUAAAAAUAAGCUUUACACCAAUUUUUGCUCUACAGGUCAGGACCCACACACUCCUAAUCCAUCUUUCCAUCCAGUUUAUGUCCAAUGUGACAUUUAGGAUCAUUAUUUCCAGGAUUUGAGAUGAGCGGAAGUCUCAGUUUGUGUGGAAAGUGUCUUGUUAGACUCUCACACAUGGUGGUGGAUCUCUGUUUUAGUAUUCAUCAGCAGACAGCCAACUUGUUCCUGCUCAUUUGAUUGAGUGUUUCUCUCACAUCGCGUCUUAUGUGGAUCAAAUGAGACAAGUUGGUUCUGGCACCUUUUUUUUUAAAAAAAGAACAAUAAUAAUAAUAAUAAUAAUAAUUCCUCUGCAGAAGCACAGCUGUAAGUGACACUGUUUCCGAAAGCAGUUUUCACAUUCGUCGACAAAAUAACAUCAUUUACUUUGCAAUAAAAACUAAUUAAAAGAACAUGUUUGGCACCUGUGACAGAUGCAACAAUGCAACAGUAAUCCUCAUCACUCAGUGGUGAGCUCACUGCACUGCCACCUGCUGGUCAUUUUUAAGUCACGUUGGAGGAUUCAAUGCCAGGGCUCACGUUGAGCCUCAGAGCCAUUCCAGCAACACACACACACACACACACACACUUUUUAAUAAAACAAAACUGUCUUUGAUACCGUCUGUGAACGUCCAUGUUCAAAACACACACCUGAUGAUGACUGCUCGGCAGCAGCAGCAAUAAACAAAAAUCCGAGCUUUUUCUUUCUUUCUCUCUCUGGCAUCAGUGCAUCCUGUACUUGUGAAUAUGCCCCCAUGCUGACGUGAGAUCUGGAGUCUAAUACAAUAUUAACAGAUAAUAAUUAAAUACGAGCCAAGGGAGUUGUCGUGUGUCAAGCUGAAUUAAGAUGUUGUAAUGAGAUGCGUUCUCUCAAACUUCAUAAACUCCCACGUGGCUCAGUGCAAUUAGACAGAUUAAAAAAAUAAAUAAAAGUGCAAUUA